AAUUCAUCUGGGGCCUGACUUCUCUUUCUCUCUCUCUCUCUCUCUCUCUCUCUGCCUGCGCAAAGAAGGAAAGGGGAGGGGAGAUUCAUGGCGUCGCUUCUUGGGGAAGAUGGUCGAGGGUACGAGCUGGCGAAGAAGCUCGAGAAUUGCGGGGUGUGGAGAUCGUGGCUUGGGGAAGCGGGCUACCCGAGUUUCGUCCCCUUUCUGAGCUCCCCUUCCGCUUGGGACUCCUUCAUGAGCAGCAGCGGCAAUGGGCAGGAGCGGAAGUCGAAGGCUCAGCUUCAUCUCCAGCUGAGGGCCAGAGCUCUUCUCUUCGAUAAGGCCGCUGUUUCUCUCUUCCUUCGCUCCUUUCCCUCGCCUCAGUGUUCCAGGCUCAGUCCUGCCUAUUUGCAGUUGCAUCCAGAUGAUGUCUACUUCUCUUUGGAAGAAGAUCAUCAGGAGUGGACCCAAAUGCAAGAGUCUUCUGUACCGCAUAAUCUAGGACAUCCUAAGGCAGCACAAGUAAAAGGACAGUCUAAUACUAAGCAAAUGACUGAAAAUUCUUCUGGGAGAAUUUCUUCUGGUCGUGCUAAGGCCAAUGAAGCUGAGGUUGAUGACGUAAGACCUGGAACUGAUGGGUUUCCAGAGACAUGGUACAACCAUUGGUCUAAGAAUCACAGGGGAAACAGAGUGAAGUGGAUAGCAUGGCGUUUUUCCCAAUGCAAACUGCCUUUUGGUGAUAGAGAAUUUUCCAAACGAACAUCUGAUGGAAUGUCUGUAUACAUGAACUGUCUUGAGAAGCAUAAAAGAAGACGGGAAGUAUUUGAAGACAAGAAAAAUGACACUUCGAAGUCUAAUGAGGAAAGUGCUGCUCGUGUGAACUCUAAGUUAGUCCCAGACUUCAGUUUGACAGAUGAUGAAGUGUUCUUUCCAGAAACAAUGUUUCCUUUCAACUCUGUGCCAGAUAGGGCUGUCCCUUUCAAUAGUCAACCAGAAGAAAAACCUAAGGUGGAAUUUGUUGGAAUUCUUGAUACUUUGCCUCAUGCAGUCAGUCUAAGUCCAAUGAUGAUUGAAAGAUUUGGUAUGAGACCUGAGGACCUUAACAUGGGCAUGGGAAGGAAUAAGCUUAGAGGAAGGAACAGGCAAGUUGAUAACUGGAAGCCCUUGAGUGAAGAACAAGCAUCUUGUUUGAUUCAGAAGGCAACUGUGCGGAUACUGGAAGUUGUUGGAUUUGAAGGUGCAACAAUAUUUUCAAUGGAAGUACUUUCACAAUUUAUCAGGUGUCAUAUCUGUAAAAUCAGUCAAAUCUUGAAAGUUCUCACUGAUAGUUACAGGAAGCAAUGUUCAUCCAUGGAGCUUCUUAAGAUGUUCUUGCAAGCAGGCGGGCACAGCAAUGUUGCAUCCCUUGCUGAGUAUAUGAAGGAUACCAUGAAAGUGCCUUCCCAGAAUAUGCAUCAACAGCCAGCAAGAGACUUCCAGGUCCUUAAUCAGCAUUCUUUACUACAACCCCAGCAAAUCCAAAGACAAAUGCAUCCUCAACUCCAUAUGCUUCAUCCUGAUAAUUCUGCAGUUCAGCAACAUUUAGAUAAACUGCGACGUAGGCAAGCAUCAACUCAAGUUGCUGGAAUGCUAUCAGAGAAGGAGCGGAAUAUGGUAAAUGUUAAGGUGGAAAACAUAGAUGGUGGAUUCACCAGUUCAUUGAUGAACAAGCAAGUCCAAUUUAAACAACAGAUGGCUAUGGCAGCACAGCAACCUCACUCCAUGCUUCAGUAUAAGCAAAUGGGCUCACUUCAUGUUCCUCAAAUGCCAUCUCCGUCCAUGUUUAAUAUGAGAACUCCACCCGUUAAGGUGGAUGGCUUUCAAGAGCUGAUGGGAGGUGAUAUGUCUGUCAAGCAUGACUUGGAGGAUGGUAGAGAUAACAAACUAACGUCACCGUCUAAGUAGAUGCUGAUCACAGAAUAUUCAUACAUCUGUUUACUUCACAAAUAUGGGUGUGAAUCGCUCAGGAGUACCAUGAAUCUUAUAGUGUCUUUCUGUUCGGUGGACUCUUGGUGUUCCUAAAAAAGCAAGCAUGAUUGUGGUCCACACACAAAGAACAAACUUGGCACUUUGUACCCAAACUUGGCACUUUGUACCUGUCUGCAAUCUCAACUUACCCAAUAUUAGCGUGCAAGAUACUGAACUAUAUAGUCAAUGACAUUUGAGACGACUUUCCAUGACGCCCUCAAAGUCCAUCAAAGAAGAUUUUCCUUGGAUGUUGAACUUUCGGUAUGGGCAUUUCUACGUUUCAGGAAGGUUGCAUUCUGAGGAUCUGGAGAACUGUACAUUAUGCAUCCAGGUUUUGUGGUCGCCUUUCGAGGGGUGGAAAUCAAUGACAAAUCGAGACCCUUCCAAAUGGGGAGCUCAACCAAUGGCAGGUGCUUCCAAAAAGCUUAGCCAUGGAAAACGACAAUUUUGAACUUCUCCAGGAAUGAAGAUUGUUGUAUUCCUUUUGUCGAGGUACUCAUGUGGUUCUGUGAGAUUCACAGUUUUGCUUACUUGCAUUGGCAAGGAGUGCAGUGGGUGAAAGCAUGCAAAUCAUUUGGUCUUUCUUUCUUGUGAUA
Messenger RNA from Nymphaea colorata (pocket water lily), 2582 nucleotides. RefSeq lists its product as uncharacterized. The transcript is spliced from 7 exons. Lineage: Eukaryota; Viridiplantae; Streptophyta; Magnoliopsida; Nymphaeales; Nymphaeaceae. The record is from RefSeq and is a predicted model, not a curated record. The coding region runs from base 88 to 1923 and encodes 611 amino acids.